Messenger RNA from Chara braunii, 3134 nucleotides. Lineage: Eukaryota; Viridiplantae; Streptophyta; Charophyceae; Charales; Characeae. The record is from the annotation of a GenBank genome assembly.
GACAUGGACACGUAUCCUAUCUCGACGGAGUUGCAAGACCGCUGUGUGAACAUGAUCGCCCGCCUUGUUAACGCUCCCAUCAAGGACGGCGAGCCCGCCAUUGGCGCUGGGUGYAUCGGGUCCUCGGAGGCGAUUAUGCUCGCCGGGUUGGCGUUCAAGAGGAAGUGGCAGAACAAGCGCAAGGAACAGGGACUGCCGUACGACAAGCCCAACAUCGUGACGGGGGCGAAUGUGCAAGUGUGCUGGGAGAAGUUUGCGCGGUACUUCGAGGUGGAGCUGAGGGAGGUGAAGCUGAGAGAAGGCUAUUACAUCAUGGACCCGGUGAAGGCCGUGGAGCUGGUCGAUGAGAACACCAUCUGCGUUGCCGGCAUUCUCGGCAGCACCUACAACGGCGAGUUCGAGGACAUCAAGUUGCUGAACGACCUCUUGGUGGAGAAGAACGCGCAGACCGGAUGGGACACGCCCAUCCACGUCGACGGCGCCAGCGGCGGUUUCAUCGCCCCGUUCAUUUACCCGGACCUGGAGUGGGAUUUCCGUCUGCCUCUCGUGAAGAGCAUCAACCUCAGCGGGCACAAGUACGGGCUCGUGUACGCUGGUGUAGGGUGGGUUGUGUGGAGGAGCAAGGAGGAUCUGCCCGAGGAGCUCAUCUUCCAUGUCAAUUACCUUGGCACCGAUCAGCCGACUUUCACUCUCAACUUCUCCAAGGGCGCCAGCCAUCUCAUUGCGCAGUAUUAUCAGUUCAUYCGCCUCGGUCAUAACGGAUACAAGCGCGUGAUGCAAAACUGCAGAGAGAAUGCCUUGUACCUGCGCGAUUCCGUCGAGGCGACGGGGUAUUUCAACAUCCUGUCGAAGAGAGAAGGUGUUCCUCUCCUCGCGUUCUCGCUGAAAGACAGAAGCCAGUUUGACGAGUAUGACGUGGCGGAUAAUCUGAAGAGAUUCGGAUGGAUUCUGCCAGCCUACACGAUGGCGCCGGACGCUCAGCACGUGACGCUCCUCCGUGCUGUGGUGCGAGAGGACUUCAGCAGAACCCUGGCUGAUCGGCUUGUGCGUGACAUCAUCCGCACCAUUGAUUACCUCGAACACCGUGCUGCUAAAUCUACAUCGCUCGUUCCAAUCAAGCCUCUCUCCGCUGCGGAAAACGUGAACAGGAUUGGCCACGAUUUUCUCCGACGACUAAGGGAGAGUGCAGCAAAGGCGAAGUCGCAGGGUGUCUGCUAGUCCGCCACCACCUCUACUCCUCUCUCUCUCUCUCUCUCUCUCUCUCUCUCUCUCUCUCUCUCUCUCUCUCUCGCGGUUGGUCUUCACGCCGUGGUGGAUGAUUACAGUCUCUGUUGUUGGGAUUCGAUCACCUCUCUCUCCCAGCGUUAGCGUGUGUGUUCUCUCCGAUUUUCGGCUCUCUCAUUACGCUAUUCGGCUUCCUGUCGCCUUACCCCACUCUCUCACUACCCCUUUCCUCUGUUCCUCGUCUCCGGCACCACCACCUCCACUUCUCUCUCUCUCUCUCUCUCUCUCUCUCUCUCUCUCUGUGGAUCACCUCUCUCUCCCACCGUCAGCGUGUCUGCUCUCUCCGAUUUUCGGCUCUCUCAUUACGCUAUUCGGGUUCCUCAACUUCCUCUCUCCUUCCCCCACUCUCUCACUACUCCUUUCCUUUGUUCCUCGUCUACGGGACCACCACCUCCACUCGUCUCUCUCUCUCUCUCUCUCUCUCUCUCUCUCUCUCUCUGUCUCGCUAUUUGGUUUACGCGCUCCUUCCCCCAGUCUCUCAUUACCGCUUUCCAUUGUUCCUCGUUUUCGGGACCAUCACCUCCACUCAUCUCUCUCUCUCUCUCUCUCUCUCUCUCUCUCUCUCUCUUUGUGUAUCCCACUCUCUCUCCGCUCUUGUCUCUCUGUCUCUCCCUCCUCGCCGUUGAUCUCCACGCGGUGAUGGAUUAUCUUCACUCUCAGGAAGGAAGAACUCUCUUUCCCAUCAUCAUUUUGUGUCUGCUCUGCCCGAUUUUCUCUCUCCUUCUCUCUCUGUCUCUCCCUCCUCGNUCUGCUCUGCCCGAUUUUCUCUCUCCUUCUCUCUCUGUCUCUCCCUCCUCGCCGUUGGUCUCCACGCGGUGAUGCAUUAUCUCCACUCUCAGGAACGAAGAACUCUUUCUCCCAUCAUCAUUGUGUCCGCUCUGCCCUAUUUUCGGCACUAACCCUUCUCCACUAGAUUGAACGCUCUCCUACCCCCACAAUGCCCACAUUUUCGGUGUCGCUUUUCUGCGUUUCUUGGUUCUGGUUUCGCUUUCGUUGGUUUUUCCUUAGUCGUAUUUAACUGCUUUUUCUUUUUCUUCUUUUUUUUAAUCACAGCUCACGUUCUUAACUACUUUAUGUUCCACAGUACUCGAUCUAAUCCCGUUGUCUCCAGCAAGUGUAUUGUGUUUUGGAAGACAAUCUGUCUCUUCGGCUGCAGCAAAUAGUUCAUGUUUGGGAUAGCUUCUUAAUAAGCUGCUUCUGUUCAGGAGGCGUUUGCUCCUUGGCCUUCAGGAGGGGAUAGCUAGCUCUCUGUAGCUCGGCUCACACUGUUGUUGAUAAUUUGUAGAUGAUCUGCUCACACCCAGUUGUUGUUGGGGGAGGGGGGGGGGGAGGGGAUUACGGCCCGCCGUGACCCUUUUUUCUCUUGGUAUUUGCGAUGGGUUCCCAAUAAGCUUCUUAUUCUGGAGGGGUUGCUUCAUGCUCGUUACGGGGCGUGGACAAAAGAAGCUUUCUAGCUCUUUGUUUUUUUUUUUCUUUUUUUUUUAUUUAUAAAUAAGCUUUGUAUUUCGGGUGGCACCUUUGCUGAUAGCUCGUGGAUGCUCUCUGCUUACACACAGCUGUUGGGAGGGGAGGGGAUUACGCUCUGCCGUGGCCUGUCUUUCCCUCACGUUAUUUGACACGUGUUCCUAAUAAACCGUGACCUUACUCCUGAGGCGUUGCUCCUUUGUCGUCCGUUACUUCAAUUCUCUCCCAUUUCAUCUCCCUACUGCCAUACUCCCUUUUCUCUUCCACGGGUGAGGUGCUUGCUGUUGUUCUCUACGCCGUCUUCUUCGCUGAAAACCAUAUCCCGCUGCUGUCUCUGUCGCUGUAGUCGUUUCGAAUGACCGGUUUAUCCGCUAAUAUGUUUUCGA